UAAGUAACUGGCAGCAGUGAGCAGUUUCUCAGGGAAUUUUCCUACCUUGUCCUGACUAACUCUGAUGACUGCUUCCUACCCGGUGGGAGUGCCCUUCUAGCACUUUCGGGGCUGCCAGUUGGCUCUAGUUGCUGUGAAAGAUGGGGCUCCGUAGGCCUGAGGACCCCGUCCAGAUAGUCUUGAUCAAGUUGUGGCCUUUCCUGUCUCCCAGGCAGGUCACGGGGCCCAGGCUGCAUGAGCUCACUUCCUCCACAUCCUGUGUUAUCUCCUGCCUGUAGCUGCAGGGUGGGUAGUAAGGGAAAUGCUGGGAACUGUUUUCCAGUGCCUGGCGCCCUAGCAUAUUUCCUCAGUUCUGCCUCCUAGGGCUGGGGCACUGGGUACCUGAGGAAGAGGGAAGCUGCCCUGUUCCUCAGAAAGGCCCAUAGGUGUUGAGACUUGUCACUGUGUCACCAUCCAAGGGCUAGAGAGAGGGUGGUGUUUUGCCUUUUUUCAGAGCCUUUUUCCUUACAGGUUCCAUAGGCGUUUCUUUUCUUUGGGAAAUUAAAGAAGAUCCCACUUCUACUCCUUCCCCUUCCUUGAUCCCCCUGGGCCACUGACUCUUAUAACAGGUGCCUCUGGGCCCCUCUGUUUGCCCUGUCUUCUCUUGCUCUUGGCUUUCCAAAAUGUCUCACCCUUUUGUCCAGAGAGAAUACAUUUUCCCAUCCCCUAUGCUUGUGAAGUUCUGUCCACAUCUAGCCCUUAAAUGUGAGGGAGGAGGGCGUGGCCACCUCACUGGACACAACUGCCAGAUGAACUGGGGAAGAAGUGGUACCAGGCCUCCAGAGUAAGGGAAUGUACAGAAAGUAGAUGGGUAGAUAUAUGGUAGAUAGGUCAUUUGGAGCACUGGAGGUUUGUCCUGAGGCUUUAGGAAGGAAUGACCCUAGCUCCAGGGAGAUUUCCACCAGGGAGCAGGAGCCAAUUCUCAGGAUGUCUCUGGCCAGAAGGCUGAAGCUGCAAAGCCCCAUGUGGUCAGGGAGAGCUUUGGGAAGGUGGUUGACUGGCAUUCCCAUUCCCCUCACUGCCUGCCCUUCCAACCCAGGCUUCAAAUUGGAAUCCACCAAGGUCUGAGCUAACCAGGUCAGGAACAGCUGUGCACACCUAAAUCACCCAGGUUCACACAUGUGCACAUUUCCACAUAAUGCCAAUACUCUCCCAUCCAUGCCCACAGUAACUGAUAACUGGCCUAGGCCAUUCAGCCAGCUUCGGUUAGAAUGUUCCAUUCCACUGGGGAGUGGGGAGGCAGUGAGGUGAUAGAGAUAUGGCAGUGCUGCUCAGGUAUAUGCCCUCAGGAUAGUAUGUCCUCCACCUACUCCCACAUGGUUGUAUUAAUCAUGCUUCCUUUCCCAUUUGGGCUUCUCUUUCUGAACUGCUCUAAGCCCCUGCUUGCCCUUUAUCAACGUUUGACCUCCUAGAGUGCAGAUUUGCCUUUCUGGAGCUACAGUCGAACUAUCAAGAAGCCUGGGAACAAGGGUAGGAGUGAGGGCUUCUGAGCAGUUGUUCUAGUCCAUGGUUGCAGCUGUGCUGUGAGUCUCAAGGGAAGUAGGUGAAAGAUACUUUCCUUCCCAUUUCUGAGAUGAAGAAACUGAGACCCAGAGAGCACUUGUGACUUGUCCUGCUUUUUGCAGCUCUUGGGGUGAAUUUGGGGGCAGGGGGCAGGCAGGAUUACACUGACCAGAUUGCGGCCUACCACAAAGCCCUCUGAGUUCUCACAUUCUAGGUGACUGGCCUUUAGGCCAUGUAAUACCUUUAAAGUUCCACUCAUCACAGUCAGAAACUCACCUCCACAGAAAAGUGCUUGACUCUCAAAAGGGAGGGAAGGUGUCAGCACUUCCCUAUCUCAGGGCUCCCUCCUUGCGCAGUUCCUCAUCUAGGGUCUGAGCACUCAGGGGCCAGGGAGGGUGAAAUCUCUGGCUUGGGGCCCAAAGGUUGUUCCAGGUAGAGGGCAAGUGGGACUCUUAAAUGGGGAGCUGGAAACACUGCUGGCCAAAAAGUAGCUCUGCUUUGGAAAGUGGGAAGGCAGUAAUAAUUUGGACAGACAGUGCCUGUUUGUUGGGGGACAAAUAAGUUUAUUUUCCUCCCUUUGGGGGGAACUUUCAGAUGAAGGAACUCUGAUACCCUGGUCUGAGUGUACCAUUUUAGAAGAAGUAGAAUAGUGAUAAAGAUAAGGACCUUCUGCCUGUCCCUUCCCUGGUGGUGGGCCAGUGCAGAUUUGGUGUCUGGAUUCUAAGGCAGCUUUUAGAGUCCCUACAGGGAAGAAUGUCUCUCCUCAUGCUGUUCUCCUUGAGCUUCCUCCUCUGUAGCAAGAGGAACCUGGGCCUGCCCCACUUCAGUGUUCCAUCCAGCCUGACCAGACUCCUGGCUUUGUAGGUCUCCAGUCUAAAGCAUCCUGGAAGGGAGGCCUGACUGGUCCUCCAGAGCUGUAGAGAAUGAAAUGGAAGGUUCCCACAGGAGUCAGAACCUGUGGACUUUGACCAGGUUUAAUUUUCAUGCUUGUGCCUUUCUGACACAUUCUGUGCUGUCAUGGUUAGGAUACCAUAUGAUAGGUCAGUGAGGGAAAACUUGGCAGGAGGCUGAGACUUCUGGGUCUUUUCCUUUUCUCCCAUCCCACAAGAUUACACUUGCCUCCCCAUGAAUCCUGGAUGUGCUCAGCUCCUCUGCUCCUAGUCUGUACUUUAUAGAGCAGGGAAAGAGCCAUCUCUGUAGAUCUAGGCACCAGUAUCAUGCCAACUGCCCAUCCUCUCCUUGGGCCUGUUUCCCUGUCCAGUUUGAAACCUGUGGACCAGGGAGGAUACUUGUGUGCCCAGUUCCAUGGCAGAAUAGUUGAAGUGACUUUACCAUUGUGGAUGGGAAUGUUACUGGGAGGCUCACAUGAGACAGAAACAGGAUGUCCAUGGAACCCUGGGCCUGGUGCUUAGGACAGGAUGGGGCUCCCAGGUUUGUGUUGAUCUGGUGCUAGCAUCUCUCCAAGGAGGAGGCUCAGGUACACUGUUUGCUGGGUGAGGCCUGGCCCAGCCUACAGUAAGCUGUCCUUCCCACUCAAGAGUGGGUCUGGGAGAGAAAGGCACCUUUGGAGAGGGGGUGAGAUUGGACCAGGCCUCGCCAUUUGUUUUAUCAGGAGGAGAAACCCAUUCUAUGUCCAGACCUUAGUUGCCUUGUUGUCCCACCUCCCAGAAGACACUAGCAUACCAGAGGAUUCUGUGGCUUUUGUGGGCAGGUGUCAGGGAUGGAAUUUUUAUGUGUCUGGCUGAGGUGGAUUUGUUAGGGCAGCACAUGUUUAUCCUUGUGUGGAUAGGGUGACAUCUGAGUUGGGGCCUUUCCUCUUUAAGUGUUACAGUGUGUUGGCCAUGCCAGCUGGCCCUUGCUUGGGUCUGUUCUCUACUUUAGGCAGGAGCUCUUGAGGCCUGCAUUCUUCCAUUCAAAGAUGGUGACAGGAGCCUGUUUCCUUCCAGGGCUGUGGUUGAGACUGGAGCUGAAAAGAUGUGGGUUCCCAGUCAGCCCAUGUCAGCCCAUGUCAGCCCACCUCGGACUACCUCCCUGGGACUUUGAGCACCUUGAUUGCCCUGAGCUGAGAUGGCAACAGCUGUGGAAUGUUUGCUCUUCUAGUCCUGUUAUCUGUGUAGUGGGAAGGGUUUUCUCAGGUGAGGUGUGUCCUGCAGAUAGUCAGGGAGGGGCCUGGCCAAAGUGCUUUUCUGAAGCAAAGAUGGAAAAAGCAGAGUGGUAUGGGCUUCAGUCCUGGCCACUUUCCAGCCCCAGGUUGGUUUUCCCUGAAGCCCACCCAGGUACACAGUUUUUGAGGAGGCUUGGAUAGGGUCACAGCCAGGUAUGGGGGCUCUGAGACUAAGAGGGGUGAGGAGAUAGCCAGAGCAGACUCAAUGCUUAGGUUGUUACCAUGGUGCUCUGUCUGCUUGCCUGAUCCUCUUGCUCCUCAGAUGCUACUUUGUAACCUGAAUCAAAAAUGGGUCAGGUCCUGGUGAGGGAGGAGACUCUGCCUUGAGCUCGGGGCUCAGAUUCCCACCUGUACUCUUGGGGCCUAGAAGCCCUGGCAGCCUCCGGUCCCCUGUCUGCCAUGGUUCGCUGGAGCAUGAAGCCCUAGGGCCUUGCAUACGUGCUGCCCUCCUGGCAGAGCUAAGGGAGUGGGUGAGCUGGGCAGACUGGCUUAGCCCAAGGCAGGAGGGACCAGACAGGUGGCCAUACCCUGUGGGACUGAGUGGGCUGAGUGCAGGGGCUUCUGCUCUGGGCAGAAGCCUGAGCAGGUGUGACAAGUGCUUGUCUGUUUGCAAUAGCUCUGACCCUCUAACCUGUGCUCUGUGAGCCACCGAGACUGAACCAAGUGGGGAAGCUACACCACCAGCCACCAGUGCCCCUGGAGCAGUGACAGCACAGGAGAUUCUCUGGCGUGGGGGGAAGGGGAGGAAGGAGGAAAAACAAAGGCGAGUGAACGAACGAACAACGAGCGAGCGAGCGCAGAGAGCCUUGCACCGCCCUCCCUGUGCCUGCCCACGAUGUGUCAGUCAGAGGCGCGGCGAGGACCAGAGCUCCCAGCAGCAGCGAAAUGGUUGCACUUCCCCCAGCUGGCCCUGCGAAGGAGGCUAGGCCAGCUGAGCUGCAUGUCCAGACCUGCCCUGAAACUGCGCUCCUGGCCCUUGACUGUUCUCUACUACCUCCUGCCCUUUGGUGCUCUCAGGCCGCUCAGCCGGGUGGGAUGGAGGCCUGUGAGCAGGGUGGCCCUGUACAAGUCAGUGCCAACACGUUUGCUGUCACGGGCCUGGGGUCGCCUCAACCAGGUGGAGCUGCCGCACUGGCUGCGCAGGCCUGUCUAUAGCCUGUACAUCUGGACCUUCGGGGUGAACAUGAAGGAAGCCGCUGUGGAGGACUUGCACCACUACCGCAAUCUCAGUGAAUUCUUCCGGCGCAAGCUGAAGCCACAGGCCCGGCCUGUCUCUGGGCUGCACAGUGUGAUCAGCCCAUCGGAUGGGAAGAUCCUCAACUUCGGGCAGGUGAAGAACUGUGAGGUGGAGCAGGUGAAGGGGGUCACUUAUUCCUUGGAGUCAUUCCUGGGCCCUCGCACCUACAUGGAAGACCUGCCUUUCCCACCAGCCUCUUCAUGUGACUCCUUCAGGAACCAGCUGGUUACCCGGGAAGGGAAUGAACUCUACCACUGUGUCAUAUACCUGGCCCCUGGGGACUACCACUGCUUCCACUCCCCCACUGACUGGACUGUCUCCCAUCGGCGCCACUUCCCAGGCUCCCUGAUGUCAGUGAACCCUGGCAUGGCUCGAUGGAUCAAAGAGCUCUUCUGCCAUAACGAACGGGUAGUUUUGACAGGAGACUGGAAACAUGGCUUCUUCUCGCUGACAGCUGUGGGGGCCACCAACGUGGGCUCCAUUCGCAUCUACUUUGACAGGGAUCUGCACACAAACAGCCCAAGGUACAGCAAGGGGUCCUACAACGACUUCAGCUUUGUGACGCACACCAACAAAGAGGGAGUCCCCAUGCGCAAGGGUGAGCAUCUGGGCGAAUUCAACUUGGGCUCCACCAUUGUGCUCAUCUUCGAGGCCCCCAAGGACUUCAAUUUCAGGCUGAAAGCAGGGCAGAAGAUCCGCUUUGGGGAGGCUUUGGGCUCCCUCUAGGUCUUCCUUCUGCCUACAACUGCCAAUGCACCUAAGGGAACUAAGGGUCUUUUAUAGAAGCCCUCAGGGGUGUCUAGCCAAGGGAAUCACCUCAGGUGUGUGUGGGAAGGUCGAUCCAGUAGAACCUGGAUGAUUUGCUACUGCCUGUCCCAGAGGUGCAGACAAGAGAUUCUGAAUCCUCACGAGGCAGCCAGAACCCGUCAUGCCUGCGAUCUACCCUACAGAGAGAAAAAGUGUAGGUGUGGAUAACCUCACAAUCACAUUUGGAUCUUUUUUAAAUGUUGUAUAAACUGGAGAUUCUUCUCUCCUAGUUGGUCUUGGAUAUUGUUAGGCGAUGCUAAGUGCGAACAUGCCCUCUAGCCUCCCCAUAACUGGAGAGUUUUGUUGGACCCUUUGGCUUUUUCUGGUCUUGUCCCUUUACCUCCCAUAGUGCACAGGAUGAGCUGCCUCUUUGGCAUGGAUUGUGGACCCUCCCUCCCUCCCUCCCUCCCAGAGCAGGCCACACAGACUUCAUGACAACUACUUUCUGUUCCCAAACUUGCCUCACCCUGCUUGAUGGAAAAGCAAAAUCUUUCUUUGCAUUUGGGGCUUGACUGCAUUGCUCUGGACUCUUGCCAGGAUCUUCUGAGGAUGGUAACUAUGACACGGACCUUUGUAGGUAGGCCCUGAGGAGUGACCUUCCAGAGCUUCCUUGCAUCAGGCAAGGCCAAUUACUGUCCCACCUGGUGGCUAGGCUGAAUGGGGCAGAAGCCUAGUUUGAGCUGGCAUCGCUUUUUUCAGAUCCAGCUCUACAUAAAGUAUGGGAAAUUCCUGUUUUUCCAAGGACUGUGUUGGAGGCUAAAAGUAUAUGGUGGGUCAGUACUAGAAAACCUGUCCCAGGUGACAGGUAUGUAGGCCUUGAGCAGUGGUGGGAACAGUCAGGUUACCUGUUGAUCCUGUGAAUUUCUCCUCCAGGGGAACUCAUUGAAUUUUUUCAACUGUAUCAGUAGCACAGUAUUUUUGUAUGAAAAGUGGGAGACUUCUGAACAGUAAUUCAUUUAAUUGCAAGACAUUUUGAAAUAAAAAGCUUAAAAACUCA
This is a messenger RNA of Ictidomys tridecemlineatus (thirteen-lined ground squirrel), 6747 nucleotides long. It is a transcript of the gene Pisd, whose product is annotated as phosphatidylserine decarboxylase. Gene Ontology annotation, biological process: phosphatidylethanolamine biosynthetic process. The record is from RefSeq and is a predicted model, not a curated record. Lineage: Eukaryota; Metazoa; Chordata; Mammalia; Rodentia; Sciuridae. Gene Ontology annotation, cellular component: mitochondrion. Gene Ontology annotation, molecular function: phosphatidylserine decarboxylase activity.